AUAACUGAAUGCACUGAAUAUUUCCGGUUUGGCUACCCGAACCAAAACGUGUGUGAAAGGAAUAUAUUAGGAACAUGUCAGACUUGGCUAAAGAGAAAGCCGCGCGGCUGCUUAAGAAAAGAGGGAGCUUGUCUUCGCUUGGCAGUCACGAUGUGCGAACCAAAGAACCCGCUUGGAAAGCCAAGGACUCUAUCAGUACUGUGUCCUACAUUGAUGAACCCGGUCACCAUGACGAUAUUCCACGACCUGCAAUGCAGAUGGAGAACACUUACCAGCUUGGACCCACAAAGCGUUUCCCCGUUUUGACGGUGCAGGACAUCCUGAAGGACGUGCUGGCCAGCUACCUCCAGGAGGAGAAGUAUGAGCCAGAGCUGUGCAGACAGAUGACCAAAACCAUAUCGGAGGUGGUAAAGGCGCGAGUGAAGGACAUGAUGAUCCCUCGGUACAAGGUUAUAGUGGUCAUCAGUAUUGGUCAGCUGACGGACCAGAACAUGCGUAUGGGCAGCCGAUGUCUGUGGGAUGCAGCCAGCGACACCUUCUCAUCACACACAUUCAAAAACAGCUCGCUCUUUGCUGUCGCUAAUGUCUACGGUGUCUAUUUCGAAUGACACCAAAUGCUGACUCGCAGCAGAAUUGAACUUACGAAGAUUCUGUCCUCACUGCGAAUAUAGCAUUCCACCACCAGGAUUCCACCUUUACAGAGUGGGAGGUUUUUAAAGAUAAGCAGCAGAGAUGGAGAGCCUUUGCGAACAGGGAGAUCUAGUUCUGGUGGGAUGGAGCCUUCUUCCUGGACUCUCAGUGCACACUUCCUAGUAACUUGGGAAAAAUAUUUUUGGUCUAUAAUGGGUUCAUUAGUGGCAUUAUCCUUUAUAGACUACCUACAAGUUAUAGAGAAUGAAAGUAGAAAAUAGUAUGGGUGAGGUUUGGGGGUCUUUGUUGUUGGUAUUAUUUGUUUGCUUUUUGCUUUUAUUUGCAUGAUGGAAGGCAUCAGGGCCCAGGACUGCCCCAGUUGGAAAGUGGGAAUUGCCCCAGUAGGCAGUGUGAAAAUACAGACCGUCUUUCCCAAGUAGUUAUUUGACCAAUGUAGCAUGUAGUAAAUAUUCCAAGAAAAAAGACAAAAGAGACUUUUUUUGUGGAAUUGUCAAGUUGAACAUUGGUGCAGUACAAGCUGUAGAGGGUUUGGUAAAGAUGAGCAACUCUGAAGCAUAAAUAAGAUUUAGAAAGUGGGAAAUAAACCAGUUUUCACAGCUGUAAUAAUUCAGUAGCAUGGCAAAUCUUAAAAAGCUUGUAAAACUUUAAAAGUUACAUUUCUUGUACAAUGAGGCAGGUGUAGGUGUUCAGCUAUUAUGUACAGUUUGUUCACAUUACUGAAGUUAAUUGGUAAAGGGUAAUAGUGUAAAUGUUAUCUAUAUAUUAAUUUCAAUACAUCUGGGAGUUCUUAGGUCAUUAUUGUUUAAAUAGACAUUCUUUAACAGAGGAACUAUAUGACAAUCAUAGACUAUAUCCAUUUUCUUUUCUACUUCAUUUGAACUAAGUGGCGCGAAGUUUACAUGGGCGCCUUUUGUAUGCCUUCCGUGAUUAUUCUAUGCUUCAAGCCAAAUAUAUUUUAGUAAACUUUGAAAAUUGUGGGAAAAAAUUACUUUAAACGUGUGUUAAUAGUAAUGUAGCCUACCUGAGAAAGUGAAAGUGAAAAGUACCUCACACCUUUGGAAAUCGGUUUUGUUUCUACAUUCAAAUGAAAUGGCGACAGCAUGUGCUCUCUUUAGCCUAGCAAAGUUUAGCGUUCUCAUUAAAACUUUGAACAUCAAGUGCGCUCGGCAACGAGAGUUGCUUUACGUGGAGCGGGGAAUCCUUUCAGCACAGAAGCGUCAGCUCGUGCUUGCCGCAGCCCACUUUGCAGCACUUGAGAGACACAUCGGUGUCCAGACUUCUUAUCUUCUUCACUUCCGUGCCGACCACGAAGGACC
Messenger RNA from Electrophorus electricus (electric eel), 1967 nucleotides. RefSeq names its product dynein light chain Tctex-type family member 5 (gene dynlt5). Gene Ontology annotation, biological process: microtubule-based movement. Gene Ontology annotation, molecular function: dynein intermediate chain binding. Gene Ontology annotation, cellular component: cytoplasmic dynein complex; cytoplasm. Lineage: Eukaryota; Metazoa; Chordata; Actinopteri; Gymnotiformes; Gymnotidae. The record is from RefSeq and is a predicted model, not a curated record.